This is a messenger RNA of Lotus japonicus, 3944 nucleotides long. Its product is annotated as phospholipase D gamma 1-like. Gene Ontology annotation, molecular function: D-type glycerophospholipase activity. Gene Ontology annotation, cellular component: plasma membrane. The transcript is spliced from 10 exons. The record is from RefSeq and is a predicted model, not a curated record. Gene Ontology annotation, biological process: phospholipid catabolic process. The coding region runs from base 462 to 3632 and encodes 1056 amino acids. NCBI's taxonomy places the organism in Eukaryota, Viridiplantae, Streptophyta, Magnoliopsida, Fabales, Fabaceae.
CAUUUUCAUUUCACUCUCUUUUUCUUACCAACCGUGUGGUGCUAUUCCGCGUGAGCUUUGUACACGUCGUCAGAGUAGGACCAAGCUGACAUGGUGGUGUGUGCAUGAAGAAAGAGACCCAUUUCCAUUCCCUGAAUCUUCAUCAUCACCUUCUUCUUCUUUGAAGCUUCCGAUUCACAAAACCUUCAAAACACACAAGCUUUAAGAAUCAAUCUUCUUCCCUUUCAGCUAAGUUUCUUCAUUAUAUGAUAAUCUUAUAUCAAUCUCCAAAAUUGUCUAUAAAUUUCUACGCGAUCACUUACAAUUUAUCAUUUUUUUUUUGUUUACCUGUUUCAUGUUUAUGUUGAUUUGAUUUGGGGUAUCUUCUAUGAACUUUGUGUGCAUAAAAAAUCUAAUCUUGCAUAAGAUUUCAUCAAGGGUUAGUGAGGACUGAGAAUUCAAUUCUGAGUUGUGUCUGAUCAAUGGACAAUCAUGGGUCUUCACCUCCAUAUGGGUAUCCAAACCCUUAUUUCAACCCUGAAAAUGGAAACACUCCUCCAUAUCCAUAUCCAUAUCAAUAUCCACCUACAGCUUCAGCUCCUGAUCCAUAUCCACCUCUUCCUUAUCCAUAUCCACCAAAUCCUUCAAAUUCAUACAACUACUCCUACCCUCCAUCAGACUUUCCCAAUCCUCAGUCACCUCAUGCUUAUCCUUACCCCCUUCCAGGGUGGAGCACCAAUGUAGAUGGUGGGGUGGCAUCUCAAACCACUGAUGAGUCUUACCCUCCUCAUAGUUCUGCUCACCCUCCUUUGGAACACCUUAUGAGCAAUGUUUGGCUGUAUGAUAACCAAGCAAGUGCACCUCCUCAACCAUUGAUACAUUCCAAUUCAAUUCCAAACAAUGAGGAGUUUCAUGGCUAUUCUAGUAACUCAUACUCUGGUGAUUCUUACCCUCCCCAUAGUUCCACUCAGCCUCCGUUCGAUCAUCUUAUGAGCAAUGUUUGGCAGUCUAAUAAUAACCAGCCGACUGCGCCUCCUCGACCAUUAACGCAUUCCAAUUCAGUUCCAAAACAAGAGAACAAAGAGGAGUUUGAUGGCUAUUCUAGACACUCCUUUUCAGGGUUGGCACCCUCUUACUCUGGCAUGGAAGUGCCACUUGAUGACUCAGUGCACAGUCAGAGUUUGCAGAUUGUUCCAGUUCAGAACAAAGUGUCUCUGAGAAUUUUGCUCCUACAUGGGAAUUUAGAUAUAUGGGUUCAUGGAGCCAAGAAUCUUCCAAAUAUGGACAUGUUCCACAAAACUUUAGACGAUGUGUUUGGGAGGAAAGUGAGCAACAAGAUUACAAGUGAUCCUUAUGUGUCAAUUUCUAUAUCAAGUGCUGUGGUUGGGAGGACAUUUGUUCUAAGCAACAGUGAAAACCCUGUAUGGGAGCAACACUUCUAUGUUCCUGUUGCACAUCAUUCUGCUGAAGUGCACUUUGUUGUUAAGGACAGUGAUGUGGUGGGUUCACAGCUCAUUGGCAUAGUGGCAAUUCCUGUGGAACAGAUAUACUUAGGGGAAAAAGUACACGGGACCUACCCUAUCCUGAAUAGCAAUGGGAAACCUUGUAAACAAGGUGCUGUCUUGACUCUAUCCAUUCAGUAUAUUCCAAUGGAAAAACUCAGCAUUUAUCAUCAAGGAAUUGGAACAGGGCCUGAGUACAUCGGGGUUCCUGGCACAUAUUUUCCAUUGAGGAAAGGUGGAACUGUUACUCUAUAUCAAGAUGCUCAUGUUCCAGAUGGCUGCCUCCCUAAUGUGAUGCUUGACAAUGGGAUGUAUUAUGCUCAUGGAAAGUGCUGGGUUGACAUAUUUGAUGCCAUAAGUCAAGCUAAGCGUUUAGUUUAUAUUACAGGGUGGUCAGUGUGGCACAAAGUUAGGUUGGUUAGGGAUGCUGGUAACACAUCAGAGUACACAUUGGGGGAUCUUCUGAGGUCAAGAUCUCAGGAAGGAGUAAGGGUGCUUCUCCUUGUUUGGGAUGAUCCUACGUCAAGAAGCAUUCUCGGUUAUAGAACAGAUGGUGUCAUGGCAACUCAUGAUGAGGAAACUCGACGAUUUUUCAAGCAUUCUUCUGUGCAAGUGCUGCUUUGUCCUCGCAUUGCUGCAAAACGACAUAGCUGGGCCAAACAACAGGAAGUUGAAACAAUAUACACACAUCAUCAGAAAACUGUAAUUGUGGAUGCUGAUGCUGGAAAUAACAGAAGAAAAAUUAUAGCAUUUGUUGGUGGACUUGAUUUAUGUGACGGCCGAUAUGAUACUCCCCACCAUCCCCUCUUUAGAACACUGCAUACACUGCAUAAGGAUGACUUUCACAAUCCUACUUUCAUGGGUAAUGUUGGUGGCUGUCCACGGGAGCCGUGGCAUGACUUGCAUUCUAAAAUUGAUGGUCCAGCUGCUUACGAUGUUUUGACCAACUUUGAGGAGCGCUGGUUAAGAGCUGCAAAACCUAAAGGGAUAAAAAAGUUGAAGAGUUCAUUUGAUGAUGCAUUACUUAGGCUAGAUAGAAUCACAGAUAUUAUGAGUGUAUCUGAUGUUCCUAGUCUUGGUGAUGAUAAUCCUGAAGCCUGGCAUGUUCAGAUAUUUCGUUCAAUUGAUUCAAGUUCUGUUAAAGGAUUUCCCAAGGAACCAAAAGAUGCUUCAAUGAAGAACCUAGUAUGUGGGAAGAAUGUGCUAAUUGACAUGAGCAUACAUACAGCAUAUGUAAAGGCUAUUCGUGCUGCACAACGUUUCAUUUAUAUAGAGAAUCAAUAUUUCAUUGGUUCUUCAUACAAUUGGAGAAACAAUAGAGACCUGGGAGCUAAUAAUUUAAUUCCAAUGGAAAUUGCACUGAAGAUUGCUGACAAGAUAAGGGCAAAUGAGAGGUUUGCAGUAUAUAUUGUUAUUCCAAUGUGGCCUGAGGGUGUUCCAACAGGGGCUGCUACCCAAAGGAUUCUAUUUUGGCAGCAUAAAACAAUGCAAAUGAUGUAUGAGACAAUUUACAAGGCUUUGAUUGAAGUUGGGCUUGAAGAAGCAUUCUCUCCACAAGACUAUUUGAACUUUUUCUGUCUUGGCAACCGAGAGGCCAUAGAUAUGUAUGAGAAUAUCGCAGUGUCCGGAACUCCUCCUCCCCCCGCAAAUAGUCCCCAAGCAAACACUCGAAAUAGCAGACGCUUCAUGAUUUAUGUUCACUCAAAAGGCAUGAUAGUUGAUGAUGAAUAUGUGAUAGUGGGGUCUGCAAACAUCAAUCAGCGCUCUAUGGAAGGAACAAGGGACACUGAGAUUGCAAUGGGAGCCUACCAACCUCAUCAGACUCGGGCAAGAAAACAGUGUUAUCCGCGUGGACAGAUCCAUGGAUAUAGGAUGUCACUUUGGGCAGAACAUACAGGUACUAUAGAAGACUGCUUCUUACAACCAGAGAGCCUGGAAUGUGUGAAAAGGGUCAGAAAAAUGGGUGAACUGAACUGGGAACAAUUUUCAGCAAAUGAUGUAACAGAGAUGACAGGGCAUCUACUCAAGUACCCGGUAGAAGUCGAUAGAAAGGGUAAGGUUAGACCCCUUCCUGGCCAUGAAGAGUUCCCUGAUGUGGGAGGAAAGAUAGUAGGUUCAUUUAUUGCCAUUCAGGAAAAUCUUACCAUUUGAUGAUUUUUUUUUCUUUACAUUCACAUUACUUUUCGAUGUUGCGCUGGAUUCGAACAGAUGACCUGUUGGUGGGAGGCAUUUGCCAAACCAACAAACCACUCAAGAAACGAGCUUACAUUCACAUUGCUGACCAUUAGGUUAGAAUGAUUGUACAUUAUAAACAAUUUUGAAAUCUAUGAUAGUUGAGGAAACACAGUAGUUACAAAAUCUUCUUAGGUUACUCUUAUUCCUUUCUUGUACAUACAAUCCACUCUCGCCAGUUAUGGAGAAUUUCAAAUGAAAUUUACAAGCUUUGCUUGUCCAGUUCUCUGA